AGCCGUUUCCCCCUCAUUCAUCCAGAAUCAUCUAUCGCUCUGUCGGAGCCGCUCCUCAACACAAAACAUGUCGUACUCGAAAGUUAUAUACAGAGUAAAACCGACUCGUUUAUUCGGCGUGAGGCUUCGCUCAACAGUCGCAUCAACCCAGCACAAAGAGCUGAAGACGGAUGAAGCGCCUCUGGAGCAGUCCUGCGCCAUCCUGGAGACCCCGUGCGAUGUGGAUCUGAUCGGGGGGAAGAAGGCGCACAUCGGCGGCCAGAGGAUCUCCAUCGACUUCGACAACACACGAGAAGCCUACAGGAGCAAACACACUCUGGAGCUGCUCAGGAGUCUGCUGGUGUUCAAACUCUGUACAUUUGACUUCCUGGUCGACAAAAAUAAAGAGCUGAUAGACCUCAGCAAGAAGAUUCUCGGCCAGCGGCUCUUUGAGAAACUGAUGAAAAUGACUUUCUAUGGGCAGUUUGUGGCGGGAGAGGACCAGAACUCCAUCAAACCACUGAUCGAGAAGAACCAGGCGUUUGGUGUGGGUUCGGUUUUAGACUACAGUGUCGAGGAGGAUCUGACGCAAGAAGAGGCCGAGAAGAAGGAGAUGGACUCCUGUGUUUCUGAGGCUGAGAAAGAGAGCCACGUGGACACACAUGCAUGCUCACCUCAGGACCCCGAGUGUAUGGAUCACCGAGAGAAGAAGUACAAGGCUCACCGUCAGUUUGGAGACCGGCGUGGAGGAGUGAUCAGCGCUCGCACGUAUUUCUACGCAGAUGAAGCCAAGUGUGACCAUCACAUGGAGACCUUUAUAAACUGCAUCAAAGCCUCAGCUGGAAGUUCUGUGGAUGGAUUCUCAGCUAUUAAGAUGACUGCCCUCGGACGGCCACAGUUCCUGCUGCAGUUUUCUGAGGUGUUGGUGAAAUGGAGGAGGUUUUUCACUCUGCUGGCGGCUCAUCAGGGUAAAGACGGGAUGGCCGUUCUGGAGCAGAAGCUGGAGCUUCAACAGCUGCAGGACAGUUUGAUCAAACUGGGGGUUGGCGCUAAAUCAGACAUUGAGAACUGGUUUACAGGAGAGGAACUGGGCUCAUCAGGAACUAUUGACCUGCUGGACUGGAACAGCCUGAUCAACGACAGAACCAAGAUCUCCAACCUGCUGGUGGUGCCCAACAUGGAGAGUGGCCAUCUGGAGCCUCUGCUGAGUAAAUUCACUGAUGAAGAGGAGAAACAGAUGAAGCGAAUGCUGCAGAGGAUGGACGUCCUGGCCAAGCAUGCUGUGGAGAACGGUGUAAGGCUGAUGGUGGAUGCAGAACAGACGUAUUUCCAGCCAGCCAUCAGCAGACUCACGCUGGAGAUGCAGAGGAUCUUCAACAGAGAGAAACCACACAUCUUCAACACCUACCAGUGCUACCUGAGAGAGGCGUAUGAUAACGUGUCUGUGGACGUGGAGCUGUCGCGGCGCGAGGGCUGGUAUUUCGGCGCUAAGCUGGUCAGAGGAGCGUACAUGUGUCAGGAGAGAUCCAGAGCGUCGGAGAUCGGCUACGAAGACCCCAUCAAUCCUGACUACGAGGCCACCAACAACAUGUACCACAAGUGUCUGGAGUACAUUCUGGAGGAGAUCAACCACAACCGGAUGGCAAACGUCAUGGUGGCGUCUCACAAUGAGGACACGGUCAAAUUCACACUGGAGAAGAUGAACGAGAUGAAUCUCUCUCCCACUGAGAAUAAGGUUUACUUUGGGCAGCUGCUGGGAAUGUGUGACCAGAUCAGUUUCCCUCUGGGUCAGGCUGGUUUUCCGGUGUACAAAUAUGUGCCGUACGGGCCGGUAAACGAGGUGAUCCCGUACUUGUCCCGCCGCGCGCAGGAAAACCGCGGAUUCAUGAAGGGCUCACAGAGAGAGCGAAGCCUGCUGUGGAAGGAGAUCAAGCGCAGACUCUUCAGCGGACAGCUGCUAUACACACCUGUGUACUGAAACACACACAAAUGAGCAUCAGACUGCGAUACACACCUGUGUACUGAAACACACACACACACACAAAUGGACAUCAGGCUGCGCUACACAACCCUUUACUGAAAAACACACAAAAAUGAGCAUCAGACUGCUAUACACACCUGUGUACUGAAACAUACACACCCAAAUGGACAUCUGGCUGCGCUACACAACUCUUUACUGAAAAACACACAAAAAUGAACACAGCUGUUUACUGAAAACACACACACAAAUGAGCAUCAGACUGCUAUACACACCUGUGUACUGAAACAUACACACCCAAAUGGACAUCUGGCUGCGCUACACAACCCUUUACUGAAAAACACACACACAAAUGAACAUCUUUACACAGCUGCUUACUGAAAACACACACAAAUGGACAUCAGACUGUGCUACACAACCCUUUGCUGAAAAACACACACACAAAUGAACAUCAUUACACAGCUGUGUACUGAAAACACACACACAAUGAGCAUCAGACUGCAGAAUGCUAUACACACCUGUGUACUGAAACACACACACACACACAAAUGGACAUCAGACUGUGCUACACAACCCUUUAGCGAAAAACACACACACAAAUGAAUAUCAUUACACAGCUGUGUACUGAAAACACACACACAAUGAGCAUCAGACUGCUAUACACACCUGUGUACUGAAACACACACAAAUGGACAUCAGGCUGCGCUACACAACCCUUUACUGAAAAACACACACACGAAUGAACAUCUUUCGACAGCUGUUUACUGAAAACACACACACAAAUGAGCAUCAGACUGCUUUAUAGACCUGUGUGCUGAAAAGCACACACAAGUGAACAUCAGUCAGCUUUACAGAUCUGCAUACUGAAACAGACACACAUGUUGGUAUUGGUGGUUUAUGAGGACUCUCUAUAGGCGUAAUGUGUUUUACACUGUUAAAAAUGCUGAUUAUAUGGCCCUACUCCUAAACCCAUCCCUUACAGCAGCGGUGUCAAACUCAAUUCCUGGAGGGCCGAAGCCCCGCACAGUUUAGUUCCAACCCUGCUCCAACAAACUUACCUGUAGGUUUCAAACAGCUGUAACUGAACUAGAGUUAAAGACAACAUGAAAUCAAA
This is a messenger RNA of Danio rerio (zebrafish), 3071 nucleotides long. NCBI's taxonomy places the organism in Eukaryota, Metazoa, Chordata, Actinopteri, Cypriniformes, Danionidae. The record is from RefSeq and is a predicted model, not a curated record.